Messenger RNA from Diatraea saccharalis (sugarcane borer), 987 nucleotides. NCBI's taxonomy places the organism in Eukaryota, Metazoa, Arthropoda, Insecta, Lepidoptera, Crambidae. The record is from the annotation of a GenBank genome assembly.
AUUUACUUUGAAGUACAUAUUAAAAUUGUUAUAUAACUGAAAAAUGGGUAGCAAAGGAGCUGCCGUAGCAGAAUUGUUCUCUAAGGUUAUUGCAACCACAAAAUGUUUUGACAGUAAUCUACGUAAGGUAAAAGUGGUGACUUGUGGUGAUGGUAGAAUGCUCACUGAAUUUAAAGUAGGAGCAGAACAUCUCAAUCAACGUGGCACAUUGCAUGGUGGUUUCAUUGCUCACUUAGUAGAUGCCAUAUCUACAUAUGCCCUUACUGCAAAUGAAAAUAUUGACACUAGAGGAGUAUCUAUUGAUCUAAGUGUAUCAUAUCUAACUGCUGCUAGAGAAGGAGACAAUGUUGAAGUAGAAGCUGUUACAAGAAAAACAGGUAAAAAGAUAGCUUUUCUUGAAGUGGAAGUUCGUAAUAAAGAUACAAAACAAGUAUUGGCAAUAGGAAGGCAUACAAAGUAUAUUGGUGUAUAAUAUGCAAUUUAUCAUGUUUGGUUAAGUAUUUUAUCUGUUUUAAAGCAUGAUCUAUGAUUUUACUUAAUCAUUUUCUUUAAACAUAAACCAUUAGCAAAUAGAAUUUAAUGUUAUAAAUAUUUCUUAUGAAUUUUUAAUAUACAUGCUUUAUAUUAUGAGAAGUUUAUUAUUUUAAAAUAUCUCCUUUAAAUAAGGAAUUUGUCUAAAGUAUUAUUCAAACUUUUUGAAUACACAACCCUUUUUGAAUGAAAAAUUCUUGUCAUUCGACUGAUGUAGUGAACCAUGUAUUUAUAACCUUUCCUUUUUUGAUGGCGACCCUGCUGCAACUUUCAGUCGUUCUGCUGCAGAUUGCAGAUUACAGCACUAGUUACAAAACAGUUUUUUAUAAACGUCAAACAUCAUUCACAUCACAUUCACAUUAUGAGUAAAGAAUUUUAAUAGUAUUAAUAGGAAUUAAAUAUUUAAUGAAUUUAUUUUACAAAGUAUGUCAUUUUGACCAAUAGUACAUCAAUGCU